CGCGGUAAGCAGUCCAUCGGCGGUGACGGUGACGAACAGGCCGAUCGCACGUCGCUCCACGCCACCGUCUUUCUUCCGUCGUGACGAUCGGUUUCCGUUCGUGUAUCGCAGUCCGUGCAGACAGUGUCGUACGUUGUCGAAAGCCGCGAAUUUUUAUUUUUAUCAUUUUUCUCCGAUUAAUUCCAUACAUCGUCGACUAGUCGAUCGUGGAAAGAUUGAAAAAAAAAAAAAAGAAAAACGUAUAGGAAAACGGAAAAGAAACAGUGUGUUCGAUCUUGAACUGUCUCGAGCUAUUCAGUAAGAGGCAAACUUGCUUGUCAAAAAUACCAGCAAAUUAAACGUCACAUACAGUCGGAAAUACGAUAUUUUAUCAAAUGCAUGGUAUCGUCGUUCGGUGAAUUUUACGUUCAGUUUCAUAGACAUUGUUUCGCAUUACGUGGACUGGCAACUUGCUAAUCUGUCGAGGACAGUCGAAGGUUUUCCUCGUUCUACGGAUGUCCUGUCGGUUACUGUGACGGAUGACUCGUGAAAGGAACUAAUGCGGCCUCGGAGGUUGUCAGAAUCGAAUGAACCGCAGGAAACCAGACGAAAUUCCUUUCAAAAUGGAUAACUUGGCCACAUGGUUAUUGCGCGCUUCGGAGAAUAACACGGAAAGUGCGAUAAUUGACGGCGAAGUAUCGAGAUUCCCUAAACCGCUGCAGACGUUCGCAGCUGUGGUCGCGAUACUGAUUAUGAUCACUGGACUCGCUGGAAAUUUAUUGACGAUCAUUGCCCUGUGCAAGUAUCCCAAAGUUCGCAACGUAGCUGCAGCCUUCAUUAUAAGCCUCUGCGUGGCAGACUUCGUAUUCUGCCUUCUUGUACUUCCGUUCGAUUCCAUCAGAUUCAUCGAUGCAAGUUGGGUAAAUAUACGGUUUCUCUGCGUUCUCGUGCCUUUCUUGAGGUAUGGAAACGUUGGCGUGAGUCUCCUCUCCGUUGCAGCUAUUACUAUCAACAGAUACAUCAUGAUAGCUCACCACGGAUUGUACAGCAAAGUUUACAAGAAAUAUUGGAUCGCUUUUAUGAUCGUAUUCUGUUGGUUGUUCUCCUAUGGGAUGCAGGUGCCCACCCUCUUAGGAAUUUGGGGUAGAAUCGACUACGAUCCGAAUUUAGAAACUUGCUCCAUCGUAAAGGACAGCAAAGGCUACUCAUCGAAAACCUUUCUUUUCGUGGUGGGUUUCGUGAUACCCUGCGUAAUAAUCGUUGGAUGUUACACUAAGAUAUUCUGGGUCGUACACAGAUCCGAAACAAGAAUGCGAAAGCACGCGUCUCCGACGAUAAAAUCGCCGCAUACACCCGGCAGGGAUACCAGAGAGAUCAAACAGAGGCGUAGCGAAUGGCGAAUCACAAAAAUGGUACUAGCCAUUUUCCUCAGUUUCGUCGCCUGUUACCUUCCAAUUACCAUCGUUAAAGUCUCCGACGCCGAAGUUAGAUAUCCAGAAUUUCACAUUUUGGGCUACCUGCUCCUCUACUUUGCCUCUUGCGUGAACCCGAUCAUUUACGUGAUCAUGAACAAGCAAUACAGACAAGCGUACGCUGGCGUGAUAGGAUGUUCGCGGAUAAGGGCGAGUCUGUCACCCUAUGGGAGCAGCGCACCUGGUCAUCAUCAACAGCAGGACUACGGCCAAGGUAACUUCGAGCACCGUCGCGUGGUAACGCUCACCAAGCUCUGACCGAACGCGAGCUAAGCGACCACACUUCGCUCACUUCAUUAUUCGAAGGACUUCAGUAAGACGAUGGUGUCGACGGUCUCCAUUGCUAUGAAUCCAGUGAGAAACUCGCGUUUCGAGGAAUAAGCUUGGUUCUGAGGACAAAAUGUCAGUAUUCCGAGUGUUUUGUAACAGGAAUUUUUAUUAUCCAUUUCGAUGGCAGAUCGAAGAGCAUGGAAACGAUAGAGAAGAUUCAUGGAAACACAUACAGUAGGAACUCGAUUAACUUGCUGAUCAAAAACAACGAGGAAGUAUACUCAGUGCGUAACAUAAGUCUGAAUUUAAAAAACAAAGAUAAAUAUUUCGAGCAGAUCUUAUAGAGACUAGUCGAAUGAUCGAAUGGUUGCUCGUUUUUAUCGAAGAACAAAGCUACGAGUCGAAAGCAAAGUCGAACAUUGCACACGUUUGUACGAUAUUGUAAUUGCGAUCUUUGUCCAUGACUAAAAUGAAUUUCGCGUCUGAAAUGCUAUGAAACACUUGUAUCUACUACGAUUAAGUAUAUAAGUAAACUAUAGAGGAAGAAGAAAGAAAGAAAAUGGUCGUUGAGAGAGAAGAGAAUGUAAAUAGAGAUCUGCGAACGGUAUACGUAAUUAUUCAGAGGUCUAAGAGAAUAGAGGAAAACUAAAGACGCACAGCAGAGCUGUUGUUAGAUUUAUUUAGAUUAGAUAAUAGCAAAGCGUGGCCAAUGUCGUAUAAUAAAUGAUACGUUAUUUGUCGACCGACAAAUUGCAUAUUGUAAAACUUGGCAAAGGAAUACCAAGUAUAUUUAAUUUUGUAGCACACUGGAACGAGUGUUGAAUAUUUACCAAAGGUAACACGUGAAUAUGUUUGUACAUAGAAGUUACGUGUUAAUUCUUGUUACCACAAUGUAAAAAUACAAUAAGAAUGUAAUAGCGAAUUUUAAAGACAUUUCGUAACUCGCGAUGUUACGAAUUCGCUUCAUAUUUAUUUAUAAUAUUUCCCUUGGUUGAUUUACGAACGCAAAUAAUGUUAAAGAGUUAUCAAAGUACAAAUCAAAUAAAUCUAUCGAUUUAAACGA
Messenger RNA from Bombus huntii, 2784 nucleotides. It is a transcript of the gene moody, whose product is annotated as G-protein coupled receptor moody. The record is from RefSeq and is a predicted model, not a curated record. The coding region runs from base 567 to 1709 and encodes 380 amino acids. Gene Ontology annotation, cellular component: membrane. Gene Ontology annotation, molecular function: G protein-coupled receptor activity. NCBI's taxonomy places the organism in Eukaryota, Metazoa, Arthropoda, Insecta, Hymenoptera, Apidae. Gene Ontology annotation, biological process: G protein-coupled receptor signaling pathway. The transcript has 9 exons.